Messenger RNA from Sphaeroforma arctica JP610, 2176 nucleotides. RefSeq lists its product as hypothetical. Gene Ontology annotation, molecular function: glycerol-3-phosphate O-acyltransferase activity. NCBI's taxonomy places the organism in Eukaryota, Ichthyosporea, Ichthyophonida. Gene Ontology annotation, cellular component: endoplasmic reticulum. The record is from RefSeq and is a predicted model, not a curated record. Gene Ontology annotation, biological process: triglyceride biosynthetic process. The transcript is spliced from 9 exons. The coding region runs from base 41 to 1237 and encodes 398 amino acids.
CUGUACCCUUCUCUAUAGACCCAAGGCAGCAUUGUCUCAAAUGACACUGCCUUCAGAGUUGCUGGAAAAAACCAUGGUUGAAACUGGGAGUACCGGUUUUGGCGCACUGUUCCGUUCGCAGAGGGUCGAUAUGGAAAGUCUGCAGAAACAUUUUCACUCCGUUCUGCUACAAGAUUUUAGAAGACAGCUGACACUCGAGCAGAGGCCAUCAUACGAGAAGACCACUGUCUUUGGAUUUUUGGAUUUCUCACCCUUCAUGACGUCUGCAAUGGAGAGUGUCGUACAAGAUAACUUCUCCAUAUGCUUCGAAUGCAUGCCCCGCGAGCCGUGGAAUUGGAACCUGUAUCUGUUCCCGAUGUAUCUACUAGGUGUGACGGCCAGGUAUCUCGUGCUGCUGCCUCUACGGCUUGGUAUUGUCUUCUUGGGACUGCUCACUUACUUCGUGGGCUAUGUGUUGACGUUGCUUAUACCUCGAAAGUACAGCAACAGGAAGUUGCAGAUACAGAGGAGAUGUCUGCAAUUGCUUGCCAACUGCUGGGUGGCUUCGUGGGCGGGUGUCAUCAAAUACCACGGGUCCUGCCCGCCACCCGGGCCUAAUCAGAUUAUAGUGGCCAAUCACAGCACGGUGUUGGAUAUAAUUCUGAUGCUGAAUGAUCGGAUAGUAUCUCUUAUCGGUCAGAAACACGGUGGAACUUUGGGCUUUUUCCAAGAACACGUGCUCAAUUGCAUGAACAAUCUGUGGUUUGACAGGCUGGACACAAAAGAUCGAACCUCUAUGUCUGGGAGAAUCAAAGAGCAUAUAAUGGAUCCAGCCUCGCCCCCGUUGAUGUUGUUCCCAGAAGGUACCUGUGUGAACAAUGAAUAUGCCGUGAUGUUCAAGAGAGGUGCAUUCGAUCUCGAUGCUACCAUCAUACCGGUAGCGAUUAAGUACAAUCGAUUGUUCGGGGAUGCCUUUUGGAACUCGAAGUUGCACUCCUUCCCGCGGUACUGCCUGCGUUUGUGGACAAGUUGGUGCGUGGUGGCUGAUGUGUGGUAUUUGGAAGCACAGACUAUACGCCCGGGUGAAACCAGCAUACAGUUCGCGGCCAGAGUGAAAGAAAUGAUCUGCACGCAGGCUGGGCUGACAUCCGUGCCCUGGGAUGGGUAUCUCAAGUAUUUCCGCCCCUCUGAGAGAGAGAAGAGAGCGAGACAGGCUGUGUUCGCUGACCUCAUCAAGCAGAGAUUCGAUCUCAGCUGAGAUAUCGGCAGAAUAUGUGUAUGAAGCUGGAACUCCUGAGUAAAGGCAUCGGUUUGCACGCAGGGGAGCUGUGCAAACUGGCUGCGUAUGCAGUAAGGUUUUGCAGUCAGGUAACGAAGCGCGGAAAACAGUGUAUGUGAUCAAAUAUCGAAACCUUUACGGACGCGUCACCAAACGAUCAUUUGCCCACCAUAUGCUCCGUGCGUGAUUUCCACGAUACAAUUUCUUCCAUGGGGUUGGAUAUCGCGUACUCUAUUCUAUAAUACCUAUUUGUCGACAACGUACUAUGUACGCAUGUAUUCAAUCCAUGUCGUCAAUUAGCAGUAUCACACGCCAACGUACCUACCGUGGCUCAGUUUUACAGCCGAUACGAGUUGCACGUCUCGUAACCAACCCAUGGGCGAUCAGAUUAGCCCUUUUUUUCUACGACUCUUUCGCUGAAGGCUCUGUUGCAGUAUUUCUGACGUACACUGGCUGAGCAGAAUAUCUAGUGAGUCACAAUAAAGCACAGCGGGAACUGAGAAGAUCUAAACGUUUAUAUCUUCUCGCUGUACGCAGAAAUUGGAUGCGAUCUUGUAAGUACGCAUCUAUCGAAAUUGAGCUUUUAUCUCCAGCUUUCGUAGACAAGCACUAAGCUCGCGACCGUCUGUCAUGGUGGAUCAAGUGUGUCUGGUGCAAACCUUUCAGACAAAAGCAUGAAACGUUCAUGUUUUCAAGAGGACGAGAUAUUCGCAGGCACGCUAUUCUCAUGUAGCAAGGCCUGCGCAAUCAAACAAAGUUUUUCUUCUGGGACAUAUGCUCAAAUAUGAAAAUCCUAUUCAUAGAGUAUUCUGUUCAUUUUUUAGAUAUAUUGUGAACCUAUAUAAAUACUGAUAUCUCAGUGGUCUGUGAGGCCCAGUGAGCCGUUGGUAUGGCAAAAAAGCCACAGAGAUCGACCAC